AGACGCGUAGAGGAAAAGGAUCAUGGUUCCACUUGCAUGUUUGUUGGAUGGAGGGCAAACACUGAUUGAGCGCGCAUUGCGGCGGCGCACAAGUCGGGGCAGAUGGGAUCGGAAGAGAUGCUGCGCGCGCACGUGAACUACCCGCCUCCGGCGGAGUAUUUGCUGCCGGACGACACGGCCGUGACGGGACAGCUUGUUCAGCAGCUGGCCGCGAACCUGCGAGGUGGACUGAAGUUCAUUACGCAGACCGCGCACGUCCUCUUCCCCUCCUACGUGAAGAGCGAGGAGUUCCAAGAGAAGCUGUGGCGGACCUUGAUGACCUUGAACGCCUACAGCCGGGAGAUCACUUUAUGGAAGAAUGCCGAUGUGGACUAUGUUGCACUGGGUCAUAUGAACCUGAACAUUGACAACGCCUUCUUCUGGCGUACUGGCAAUCAGCAACUGGACUGUGGCAUGUUCGACCUCGGUGGCUUUGGCGCCUUCUCCUUACAUCAUCGGCUCUGGUGGGGCAUCAACUGUGCAGAGUACGCGUUGAUCUCGGAGCAUCUUGAGGAGUUCCUGUCCAUCUUCCUGGAGACCUACCGUUCACUCGGCGGGCCCUCACUGGACCGGAAGGUUCUCAGGAGUGGACUCAUCAUCACGGCUUUGGAGAACAUGAUCUUUAUGAUUGCCUCCAUCCCGAAUUGCCUGACCAUGUGCAAAUCCUCGGAGUGGCCCACGAUCCAAGAUCGCCAUGAUCCACGCAUUUCGGCUGACGUGGACGGGAAGAGCACCCUGCGGACCACGUUGCAGGUCUUGCUCAACGGGAUUCGCAUGCUCGAGGAGAUGCAUGCGGACGAGGUCUUGGAUGAGUGGAUCUCCACCAUCUUCGUCCAGUCCUGGGGGCUGAAAGCCAAGCCAGACGAAGUGAUCUUCGGCGCAGAGACGUGCACCACCGCUCUCUCCGCACCUGACCCCGGCCUGGGCGCACCGAUAGGCCCGUGCUGGCUGUGCGAGGGCCGCGACAGCCGCGCCUGUGUCAUUUGCGGGCCGGUGGCGACCAGCACCGAGGGGCCGAGUGGAGUGGGGCGCCCGAGAGCGGUGUUGGUCCGGCUGGGACUGGAGCUGCGGGUGAAGAGGGAGAAGCUCUUGGGCCAGGACGGGUGGUGUGCCUUGGAUGACUCCAAGGAUGAGAGGUUCGGUGGCUGGGUGCAGACCAGCACGGAGGAGUUGCAUGUGCAGAUCCUUCAAGAGGCUGAGGCCCAGCUGCAGCAAGGACAAGCGGAGGCCGCCUUGCAAAGCCUCCAGCGGGCGUUGCGCACAGGUGGCAAGCUUCAGGACGAUAACAAGGAGCUACACUGCUUGACUUCGAUGAUCCGCGCCAGGUGUCACUUGCUUCAGCAAGACUACACUGCUGUUGUGGAGGAUUGCAAGCAGUUUGGGAGGCUUGAGGAGGAGAUCUUGGGCACCAUGAGGGGAGAAGAGCUAAAGAAAGCUCAGGAGCAAGUGGGUUUGGCCGAGGUCGCUGCCUUCGUGCAGCGGCUCGGCUGUGCCGCGGAGAUCGCCGUCAACUGCCGGACCAAGGUCACGCAGGGCUUAGCCUUCAAGAUGGUCGUGGAUCAUGCUGAACGGGCGCUGAAAGGUCUGCAGCCGUGUCCUGAGGACCUCCGUGUGAGACCCUCCGGGCCUCGACUCCGCACAGCACCUCUUGGGACUGAAGCCUUUGCGUGCCCAUUUGCACCUCUCCCGUGCGCAAGCGUGCUUGGAACUGGAGCUUUGGACGAAGGCCAAAGAGGACGCUCUCGCUGCCUUGCGCCUGGACGCUGGCCUGCGAGAGGCGGAGUAUUUCGUCCGGGCAGCGGACGCACGCAGCUGGUGAAAGACAAGCGCCCGCAGCAGCGGGACGGUGAAGCGCCACGUGGCGCGUCGCGGGUAUUCUACUGCUUCUUCUCCGUGCAGGCAGGGGUUCGGGUGGCGUCAGUGCAGAGGUUCGGGUGGCGCUCCAUGAGGUGUGCAAGCAGCUCUAUACAGAUUCAAGCAGCGCGACCUUUUCGGGGUGAAAAUCCGAGCGACGUGACCUUGGCGGCCCUGGCGGCCUUGGCGGCCUUGACCCUGCAGGGUGCGGAGACUGGGGAGACUGGUGAGACCGAUGGCUGUGCUAUGACGCAGCUGCGCGGUGCCGUGGAGAGCAACGAGGCUGGGUCUGAGAUCCAAACCGAGUCGUGCUUUCACCCCUGCACCCGGAAGGAAGCUGAAAAGUUUUGCCGGCGAAACCACAACUUGAUGAGCAAUUGCAACGGCUGCAUGGUGAAGUGUGGUGCGACGGGAGGUCUGAGCUCCUUCAGCAGUGGCGGAGGCUCCUCUUCCACCAGCGGCAGCAUCACCAUCACGGGCGGUGGAAGCAGUGGAACGAUGUGCAACGAUCUCGGGAAGUUGCCGACCUACUGCAAGGCCAAUCCUGGCAAGUCCUACCAGCAGGGCCAGUGCUCCUUCAAGUGCAGUGCCGCUGGAGUGGCCACGAACAUCAAGAACGGUGGAAUCUCCAUCGGUUCCCUCGGCUU
Messenger RNA from Durusdinium trenchii, 2540 nucleotides. NCBI's taxonomy places the organism in Eukaryota, Dinophyceae, Suessiales, Symbiodiniaceae. The record is from the annotation of a GenBank genome assembly.